AUUGACAUUGUCUGAUGGGAAAUAUUUUAAUAACAUGGCGACGGCGAAGUAAACAGAUAGGAUUUUCUCUAAUUUAACCGAAAGGAAUAGCAGUUUAAAGCUCAUUAAUUUCUUUAUUUGAACAGAAAGAAUGGCAGGGACUGCUGGUUAAAAAGAAAAAUGGUACAAGAAGAAUCAUCAAAUGGAUCUGACGAUUUAUUACGAGCUGGACAACACGUAAAAGAUCGAUGGAAAGUAACGAAGAAAAUUGGGGGGGGAGGUUUUGGCGAGAUAUACGAAGCAUUCGAUUUGGUUACAAAAGAAGCUGUCGCCUUAAAAUUAGAAUCGGCUCAACAGCCUAAGCAGGUGCUAAAAAUGGAAGUUGCAGUUUUAAAGAAAUUGCAAGGGAAAGACAACGUUUGCAAAUUUAUUGGAUGUGGCAGAAACGAUCGUUUUAAUUACGUAGUAAUGUCUAUACAAGGAAAAAAUUUAGCAGAGCUACGUAGAUCUAUGCCAAGGGGGCAAUUCACUUUAUCGACCAGUAUGAGACUCUGCUCUCAGAUACUAACCAGUAUACGAGCAAUUCAUGAAGUAGGGUUCUUACAUCGCGAUAUUAAACCAUCUAAUUUUGCCAUGGGCCGUACAGUGGAGUCGGCUCGUGUCGUAUAUAUGCUGGAUUACGGUUUAGCUAGGCAAUACACGAAUUCCACAGGGAGUGUUAGAACCCCAAGAACAGCUGCUGGCUUCCGAGGAACGGUAAGAUAUGCCUCAAUCAAUGCUCAUAAGAGCAGGGAAAUGGGUAGACACGAUGAUCUAUGGUCAUGGUUUUAUAUGGUCGUAGAAUUUGUACAAGGUGGUUUACCAUGGCGGAAGCUUAAAGAUAAAGAGCAAGUUGGAAACUUGAAAGAAAAAUACGAUCAUAAAGCUUUCUUAAAGUACUUACCGUCCGAAUUCUCUGAUAUACUCUCUCAUAUACAGCAGUUAGAUUACUAUGAUGAACCUGAUUACGAUCAUUUGUCGGAGAGAUUAGAAAAUAUACUCUCAAGAAAACAUAUUCUAUGUGCCGAUCCUUUAGAUUGGGAAAAGUCAUCUUCAACAAUAUCUGAAUCUCUAUCCAAUAUAACAUUAAAUGGUCAAGGUAGCGUUCAAAAAGAUUCCACAGCAAAUCAACAACAACCCCAACAACAAAGGCCUUCCUCCAUUGCUAUUCUACCUCCAUCGGAUAAUGAUGCCAAAACACCUUUGCAACCUCAGAAGUUAAUUAAUAUCGAGAAUGCAAAGCGAACACUUGCUAGUAUUGACAGAGAUAUAGAUAGAGAUAUUGGAAAAUUAGAUACUCAACUUCGAUCCAUUUUACGACGCGACAGCGACGAAGUUGAAGAAGAUCAACAACCCGGAACUAAAUCAUGUAUGAAACUGUUGACAACCAAAGCCAAGAUCAAAUCAGCAGAUGGAGAAGAUGACGAAGAAGGAAACGUUAAUAAUAAUGUAACUGACGAUGAAAAGCAAAAGAAAGGUAAAAGUGUCAGCAUCAUGUUUGGUGGAGUUGAAGAGAGAUCAUUUACAAAUGCAACUGCUGCUUUGGGAGAUGACAAUGCAACCAAAGCAGCGCCCUACACUGUUGUUAGUCAAAAUAUGUCUUUGGCAUCAGUUUUGGAGGAUGAUAGUGAAGUUGUUCAUAGAGAGAGACCUACAACCAUUCCAACACGAACGAAACCUCCCCUUAUGCCUGUAAAUACGGUAGAACCUUUGGCAAAAUUCCGCGAAGGAUCACUUCGUUAUCUGGACUUUUUAGACAGCGGAACUGGUUCCGAUACAUCAUGCAGUAAACAACGAGAGCCAAUGAAAGCUCUCCCUAUUCAUGGUACUGUUAUUCAGUAUAAUGAAAGAGACGAGAGUGGUACAGUAUCAGUAACUUCUAAAUCAUCUCGUAAUGGAAAGCCUCCUCCGUCUCCUCCUCGUCAUGUCUCUUCGGAGUCAACUUGUACGACCCCUGUGCAAACUCCUCUCUGUAAUGGUUUCACUCAUGAAAAAGAAAAAGAGAGUGAACCUAAAUCUUGCCAGUUAGAUGAAAAAUCCUUGAAAAGUAACUUGUCGAAAAAGUUGGAACCUUCGUCUCCCGAUACAGAGGAGAAGAAAGAGACCAGCAGUGAGAAUGAAAAUAAUAAUGAGGAUAAGUUGUCUCGUUUUACAAGUUUUCCCGCUCCUGAAUUAUCCCAAUCUACACCUGUUCAAUCCAAACGUUCAAACGGAGUGACAAGAAAAAUAGAGAAAUUCGAAGCCCGUUCGAAAAUACCUGUUCCAGCUAGACCUUUGGCUAAAUCCCAAGAAGAACGAGGUCCUGCAGACGGAGAAUCUCCUCGAAUAUCCCCUGAAUUAGAUUCCAAUAAGAAUGAACGUAGACCUAAAUCAGCUUCGGCAGUAGGGCACGAUGAUAACAAAAAUAACAACAACAAAGAGGCAAAAUUUCCAAGACCCCCCGAAACCGAAAUUUCCAGUAAAAUUAUUCUUUUGAACAAAGUUCGAAGUAGAAGAUACAGACCUGCUUCCGGUGUUUCUAGUCCUCAAAGAAAAGAACUCAAGUAGUGUAAACUUAAUUUACAAUGAUAAAUUUUAAUUGGGAAUAUAUACAAAAUAAUCUAUUUAUAAGAUAAAUGAAUUCACAAUGAUACAUGUUUAAUGUUAUAAAUUUCAUACGUAUAAAUUAUGUUAAUUUAUCACUUUAUAAUAUUUUUCCUUUGUUUGUUUUUGGCUUGUAAAUAACUCAAAAAGAGUUUAGUUGAGGAAAAGAAUCCUGAUUUCUUCAUAUGCUAAAAUUAAAUGGGAAUAAAUAUUUAAAAUCUUUGCAAUAAUCGUAAAAGAUAAUUAAAGAAUUUUAAAUACAAAAGUCAAUCUACUCUAAAA
This is a messenger RNA of Dimorphilus gyrociliatus, 2883 nucleotides long. NCBI's taxonomy places the organism in Eukaryota, Metazoa, Annelida, Polychaeta, Dinophilidae. The record is from the annotation of a GenBank genome assembly.